This is a messenger RNA of Guillardia theta CCMP2712, 1257 nucleotides long. RefSeq lists its product as hypothetical. The record is from RefSeq and is a predicted model, not a curated record. Bases 1 to 1257 code for a protein of 418 amino acids. Lineage: Eukaryota; Cryptophyceae; Pyrenomonadales; Geminigeraceae. The transcript has a single exon.
AUGCCUUCUCCUCCGUCAGUACAACAACAUCGUUUGCGAAGCUCAGACAUACUUAGACGCGAACUUGUCCGACUUUUGACCACCAAGGUGGAACACGUAGUGGAGACGGUCGUGAAGCAGAACGUUAUAAGUCGACUCUGCAACACCUUGGACGCGACAGCUUUCUUGAAGGCUGAAAGAGAUAGGAGAAUCGUGGCAAAGUUAGUGAAUCAUGUAAAGAAAAUCUGGGGAGAAUUCAGCGAAGCAGGCAGCAUGAGCACGUGCUUGUCUGGUUUCAACAUCGAUUUGUUACCUCCCGUGCAAUUCAGCUCGCUGUUUCGAUUCACAGCGAGCGAACUGCGCCAGCUAUUGCAUCCCCUGCGCUUAUUGGGCAGGGAUGGUUUGCCACGAAAGUUCAUACUGGGGACUCUAUUGGCACCAGACGAAGGGCAAUGGGAAGUAAGAGCUGACGUGGCUCUGAUGAUCGUGCUCUAUCGUCUAACAAGAAAUGCUUCAAUGGAAGAGAUAGCCUGGUACUUCAACUUGACUGUGUCAAAGUGCUCUGCUGCCUUCGAUGCCUUGGUGAGGUAUCUCAUGACAUACCACGAGGAACCUGUGCAAGAGGUAUACUGCAUGGCUCGUCGCUUUCAGAGCAUUGCCGAUUACAUGGUCGAACUCGGCUCCCCUUACGAUAACCUCCUGGGCUUCGUCGACACCGCGUACACGAAUUGCUACACUCCGAAACCUGGUUCCCAAGGAGUUUCGGAGUUGAAUGGCAACAAGCCCCUUGCUGGGUUCAAUUGUCUGGUUUUUACGCUGGGCAACGGUCUCUUAGUACUCAGCAAACCUUGCACAAGCAAUCGAUCAGAGGACUUGAUGUUUCAAACAAGCGGUGUUGCAGACGAUCUGAAUUUAGUUGAAGAAGGACAGAAGAUUCACUACCUUUUCUAUGGAACUAACCGGUUCACAAUGCAGUUGCACCUUCAAAGGGCCAUUGUUCCACCCGUGAAUGACAAGGAAUUUACCCUGAAUUUCACGAUGUCAAAGCUUAGGAAGCCGUUUGACAAAAUAUACACUGACUUUCAAGACAAAUGGCCUGGUGUUCAAGCUUGCACUGAGCGAGCAGACGUGUUCAGGGUUGCCAUUUUGCUACACAACUGUUGGACUAUACUGCAAGGCAAGGAUCACUUGGAUUUGAAUGGCAAACGUUCCAAGUACUCAGAUGGCAUGAAAUUGACUUUGAAACAAUACUUAGUCGAAAGAUUCGAUCCCUGGUGA